GACCUGACGAAUAGAAUAUAUAAUGAAGCAGUUUGUAAUAUGCAGAUUGCCUAUUUGGCUCAAACAUUUGAAUGACCGAAGUGUGCCGUGUAAAACGUGUUCUGUGAAACUGACUAGAUUGAGCCAGAGCGGGCUAAACUGAUGAAGUAGACUCUGAACAUUAAUUCUUUCUGGUCUGAUGCAAUGCAAGGACAGGGCGAGAUCCGUAGUAGAAUUCUAAAAACAUUAUCUUGAUUAUUCUUAGUUUCGGCACAAUCCAUCGUUGUUAUGAAUUAGCAUCAUCAUUUGAAUGCUUUUGGCGACAGUUUCUUUCACAACCACGUGGUUUUAAAAUGAACAAGAAGUGGACUGAAUGUUCAAUUGAAUCUUUAGGAUCUGCAUAAUUUGGUUUCUGAUAAACCAAGUCCUCCAAAAACAUAUCAAGACGUGUGGUUUUGUAAAUAUAUAUUGUAAGGAUCAGUGGCCAAGAAGGGGUUAAAUUGGGACUUUUUCAAAUUUCUAGAACAACAAAAACAAAUCUUAGUCUAGAUUUCUAGCCUAGAAACUAAGCACAGCAAUCAAGGAGCCUAGCAAGUAGAGCACACUAACAUGAUCAUCAUUUCCUAAAGCAAGAUAUGAGCAAAGUAAGCACAACUUGAAUAAGAGCAAAAGAAAGGAUGUAAAUGCUCAAAUUAAGUGCGAAAAUGUAAAGAGUGAGGACACGAGAACACCAAAUUUUUCUCCCAUGGUAUUAAGGAGUUGACGCUCCCUCUAAUUCAUGUUGGAGCACCUACUAAGAGUUUUGCUCCCCCAAGCCACUAAGAUUCGAGUGCUUCACUAAAAAUGCUCAUUCUCCAUCUCCGGAACGGCGAGCUUCAAACCGUGUACCAGAUCUUCUUCUUGGGACUCCCACAAUCUCCAAGAGCUCACCAAGAACCUCUGGAUCACCAAGACCAUCUAGGUGACGUCAACCACUGUUGACGCUCGUUAUUGACACACUUUUGGUGCCAUUUAAGUGGUAUUUUCGUAUCUAUUAUUAUACUAACACAUCACUUGGCACCUGAAAUAACCCCAUUUUCGUAUAUGCAUUGUAUUUUGGAGCGCAUUCUAUUUUUGCAGAAUAUUGUACCUAAAAGUAUAUUUUAGGAUAAAGCCUUGAACAAGCAACGAACCUGUAAAAAACGAAGGCCAGCAGGCUCAGAAAGAGCCCAUGCCGAUCGGCCUGGUGAAGCCCAAGCCGAUCGGCCACGGGUCUUCUAGCCCCCUCCGACGCUCAUUUUUUGCAAGCACUCCUCCAAGAUUACUUAAGGGCUAAGAUUGUGAAGAUAUGACAAGUAUCACUUCGGGAUUAAAGAGGAAUUAAAGAAGAUCAAAUGGAGAUUUGGAAAGUUAUCAAAGAUCAAUCUCAUCCCGAAGCUAUCGACGUGCCAGGCCCACAUGCAUAAAAAAUAAGCUUCCAAAACAUCAGAGGAGACUUGGCGACGAAGUUGGGCGUGAGGGGAUAAAAGAAGGGCCAGGCGAUUGGUCUGGACUCCCCAGGCCGAUUGACUUGGGGCUUUCCUUGCUCCCCUCGUCUUCCUAUUUCAGCCACGCGUCUUCCAGACUAUAAAUAUGGCCAAAAUUCAUCGACACAAGAGAUCAAUCCACCAGAACUCAACAAAAUCAAAGACGCUCACCAGAGGGAGCUGAGGCCACUACAAGUCCUCGAAGUUUCCUAGGAGAUGGUUUAGGCUAGACCCUAGGUGCCAUGGUCGUCCCUGCACGGCGAAACCAUGGUGGAGUUCUGGAGCCGAGCCUUGUGAUCACCAAGGCUUAUGUACACACAAUGGUGAUAUCAAUCUAAUCUUGUGCUUACUUUGAUGUACUAUGAUGUAUGCUUAUUCUCAUAUGUUUAGCUAACAUAUAUUGUUAGUAGGAAUAGAUGUAAUCAUGGUGAUUAGUCUAUGUCUUGCGGAUACAUCUUAGUAAUGCGUAGGAAGUUGGUGUGUUUACCUUCGUGUGGUGACAGCAUGAGGGUAGGGAAAAGGCUAAAUGAUUACAUAAUAUUGAGUAGGAUCGAUGGCAAUUAUUGUGGGAGUCAUUGGGGUACAGCUUUGGGAAAUCGGAGGCAUCAACACGCACCUCGCAGUGGUGACCACAAGAAAGUAGGCCGCUUACGAGCCGCCUUUCUGAGAAAUGACUCUUUAUGAAGUAUGGCGAGCUCAGCAACGUCGAGGAUCCUAGCUCUCGGGCUGGCGCUCCUCUGCGCCGCCGGCCUGGCAGCCGCGCAGAACGUGGCCAGCGUCGUCACCGACUCGUUCUUCAACGGCAUCAAGAACCAGGCCCCGAGCUCGUGCGAGGGCAAGAACUUCUACACGCGGAGCGCGUUCCUGAACGCCGUCAAGUCGCACCCGGGCUUCGCGCACGGCGGCUCCCAGACCCAGGGCAAGCGCGAGAUCGCCGCCUUCUUCGCGCACGUCACGCACGAGACCAGCAACCUCUGCUACAUCAGCGAGAUCAACAAGAGCAACAUCUACUGCGACCGCGACCCGAAAUACAAGCAGUGGCCGUGCGUCUCGGGGAAGAAGUACUACGGGCGCGGGCCGCUGCAGCUCUCGUGGAACUACAACUACGGGCCGGCGGGGAAGAGCAUCGGCUUCGACGGGCUCAGGAACCCGGACAAGGUGGCGCAGGACCCCGUGGUCGCGUUCAAGGCGGCGCUCUGGUACUGGAUGAACAACGUGCACCGGGUGAUGCCGCAGGGGUUCGGCGCCACGACCAGGGCCAUCAACGGCGACCUCGAGUGUAACGGCAAGAACACCGCGCAGAUGAACGCGCGGGUGCGGUACUACAAGCAGUACUGCAAGCAGUUCGCCGUCGACCCGGGGAACAACCUCACCUGCUAGGGGUGUUGUCGUACGUGGAGAAUAAAUGAUACUCGAUCGCAUACUUGUACUGGCGCCGGGAGUGAAUCGCAGUGCUUGCGUACUAGUAGCAAUAGCAAGUAGCAACAAUAAAAUGCAGGGCUCUGCGUAAUCCGACCUAAUAAAUAACGAAGCGUUUGAGAUGUGCGAAAUGCCGCGAACACUUGGCAAGUA
Molecule: messenger RNA, 3056 nt
Organism: Setaria italica (foxtail millet)
Lineage: Eukaryota; Viridiplantae; Streptophyta; Magnoliopsida; Poales; Poaceae
Product: endochitinase B
Exons: 3
Coding region: 2172-2864 (230 amino acids)
Biological process (GO): chitin catabolic process; carbohydrate metabolic process; cell wall macromolecule catabolic process
Molecular function (GO): chitinase activity
Source: RefSeq, a predicted model, not a curated record